Messenger RNA from Chroicocephalus ridibundus (black-headed gull), 3212 nucleotides. RefSeq names its product tetratricopeptide repeat domain 39B (gene TTC39B). Gene Ontology annotation, molecular function: protein binding. The coding region runs from base 328 to 2091 and encodes 587 amino acids. Lineage: Eukaryota; Metazoa; Chordata; Aves; Charadriiformes; Laridae. The record is from RefSeq and is a predicted model, not a curated record. The transcript has 20 exons.
UCAGCUUCCAGCAUUGACUGUAGCUGCUGCCACUCUAACUGACAUUUCUUUUGAAUUCGGCUAUGGAGAGUGCCUGUGAUGCCAGGUGCCGGCUUGUGAACUUUUACCCUCUAAUUCUUUUUGCUUGAUAACUCAUUAAUGAAGCCUCAUGGAUAUUGAGAAAUAAAACAGAAUCAGUUUUCUCUUUAUGCUUUUCUUCUCUGGCUUUUUUCUUUUCCGUGUGUGUGUGCAGUGGAAAAAUAACAGAGUGAAAGCAGCAGCACUUAUUUUUGCAUAAGGACUGUAUUUACAUACCUGAAGUUAACUGAAUUAAUCCUGGCAUCUAAGAUGGAUCUCAAGUGUGCUCUGGAAGAAUGUUCAAUGGCACUGAACUUAUUUCUAAACAAUAAGUUCUCUGAAGCCCUGGAACUACUUCGUCCAUGGUCUAAAGAUAGUAUGUACCAUGCCCUUGGGUACAGCACUAUUUUAGUUAUGCAAGCUGCUAUGACCUUUGAACAGCAGGAUAUACAAAUGGGAAUUUCUACAAUGAAGGAAGCAUUGCAAACAUGCCAAAGAUUCAGAAAAAGAAACACAGUGGUGGAAUCCUUGUCCAAUCUAGUUUCUAAACAGUCAGCAGAUCAGUUGAGCGAAGAGGAAAUGCAUGCUGAAAUCUGCUAUGCUGAAUGCUUACUACAGAAAGCAGCUCUCACCUUCGUACAGGAUGAAAACAUGAUCAACUUUAUCAAAGGUGGCCUCAAAAUUAGGACGAGUUACCAAAUAUACAAAGAAUGUCAUCAGGUGGUACAGAUGGCUCAGGGGAACAAAAGCAAAACUGAAACUUACUACCAGUUUGAAGGUGGAGUAAAACUUGGAAUUGGAGCAUUCAACUUGAUGCUGUCGCUUUUACCAGGAAGGAUCCUUCGACUUUUAGAAUUCAUUGGAUUUUCUGGCAAUAGGGAGUUGGGCCUCUGUCAACUACGUGAAGGCGCGUCUGGCAGCAGUUUGAGGGCCAUUCUGUGUACUUUCACCCUGUUGGUUUAUCAUACUUACGUCUCCUUAAUCCUUGGCACGGGGGAAGCUAACCUUCAGGAAGCAGACACUCUCCUCGAACCCUACCUCCAUAAAUUUCCAAAUGGUUCCAUUAUUCUAUUUUAUGCUGCCAGAAUAGAUACACUGAAAGGAAAUUUUGAAAAGGCGCAGUUGAGGUUCCAAGAAUGCAUAGCAUCCCAGCAAGAGUGGAAACAGAUUCAUCAUCUCUGUUACUGGGAAUUGAUGUGGUGCUGCACCUUCCAGCAGAACUGGCUUCAGGCAUAUCGGUAUGCAGACCUGCUCAGCAAAGAGAGCAGGUGGUCUAAGGCAAUAUACGUAUUCCAGAAGGCAGCAAUUCUAUGUAUGCUUCCAGAGGAUGAUUUGAAAAGGACUGGUGAGGACAUUGUAUCUUUAUUCAGACAAGUGGAUGGCCUAAAACAGAGAAUUGCAGGUAAAUCUAUCCCAACUGAGAAGUUUGCAGUAAGAAAAGCUCGACGCUAUGCAAGUUCUCAACCAGUGAAGCUGAUAUUACCCGCCUUGGAAAUGAUGUAUGUUUGGAAUGGCUUUGCAAUUCUGGGCAAAAGAGCAGACCUCACUGAAAGCUUACUGGUGACAAUUGAAAAAGAAGAAACUGCUCUGCAAAAUGAAACUAAUCGCAAUGAAUACUAUAUGGAUGAUGUGUGCAUGUUGCAGUUACUGAAGGGCCUCUGCCUGAAACACUUGGGAAGACUCAUGCAAGCUGAACUGUGUUUCAGUAAAGUAGUUCAGAGUGAGAAGCAAAUAAAAUACGACAGUUAUUUGGUGCCGUUCACUCUGUAUGAAUUGGGUCUUCUGUACAAGCAACAGGAUGAAAGAGAAAAAGCAAUAAGAUACAUAGAAACUGCAAAAGCCUGGAUGAAGCUGUCUUCUCAGAAGAAGUUCAGGAGGCCUUGUGGGACAAUUCCAGUUAAGAAAGAUGAAGCCAUGGCCACCCUGAAGUACCAGUUUCUGGAUGUUGGAGAAAAAUCGGGAAAACAUUUUACGGGUCUCCAGCAGUGCUUUCUCUCAAUGCCAUCAGCUCCUGAGCAGAGUCUACAGGCUUGACUGGGACUGAUUCUGCUACCACCCCUGAGUGCUAAAAACCUGGAAACUUGGUCUUUGCUGUCCUGAGUUGUGAUAAAACAGCUUUUCAAAGCUUGGUGUGGGAGUCCAAGAAGGCUAAUUUUGCCUUGAUGUUUCCCCAACAAAUAUUUUAUACUAAAAAGGAAGAAUACAGGGACAGGAAUGUGCCAUAUGAAAGGAUAUGUGCAACGAGCUACAAUCUUAUUUUCUGAAAAGUCACCUCCUAAACAGUCUUGUUUUUAUUUACUGUGCCUCACUAACCUGUAGAAACUAUUUGCAAGGCACCUGGCCAGUCAUUUGUAAGCUGAAAGUGUGGCAAAGAACCGCUUUAGCUUUGUAAGCAAGUGUACUUGCUUACAGAGUAAGAAUGAACUGCUGACUCAUCUGCUGUCCCUUCUCCCAUGUCCUCCGUUUCAAUAAAUAUUUUCCGGUUACAUUUGAAUGAAAAUACACAGCUAGUGACAAAGAUAACCACUGAGCUUUACAAGAACCUGUGCUGAUAGCAAGGUCCUAGUUUCCAUGCCUUGCUCUUUCUUCUGUAGAUGGUGGAGGACUGCAGUGAAAAAUAUUAGUCUUCCCAUUUCACAGGUGGAGAAAUGGAGGUACGAGAAGGAACGAGGUGAGCUGGUUAGGACUGACCAGCCAGCUUGGCGGGACUCAUGCCUGCACCACACAGCGGAGCCCAAGGCAGUCACAGUGAAAAGAAAGCGGGUUCAUGAACCCAGAGCAAGCAUAGCCAGCUUAGCACAGAUAGGCUGCCCCUGGGUUUUUAGCUUCUCCACGCAGUGCAUGAUUUAAAUGCUCUGUAACCUUUCAGAUUCAUGCCCAAGAAACAACACAGCUUUCCAGCUUCCGUCAGAGCUCAACCACUGUGGCAACCUCUCACAGCUGUGGUGAGGGGAAUGGAGUACCUAUCGUAAAGUAGAGAACUGGCCUAUAUAUUUAGCUAAAAUCCUUAGCAAAGCUUCUCCACUGCCUGCAAGUUGUUUUGUUGCAGCAUAAUAUAAGUGCAAAUUCUUUUAAAAAUAUGAAAAAAUCUGGCCUUUAUCAUGUUAAAUAUAACAAAAAAGGUUGCAACGUCUUAUUCGGUGUGUUCCCUGAUA